This is a messenger RNA of Echinococcus granulosus, 2106 nucleotides long. RefSeq names its product Cell cycle regulator protein. The record is from RefSeq and is a predicted model, not a curated record. Gene Ontology annotation, cellular component: integrator complex. Gene Ontology annotation, biological process: regulation of mitotic cell cycle; centrosome localization. The transcript is spliced from 11 exons. Lineage: Eukaryota; Metazoa; Platyhelminthes; Cestoda; Cyclophyllidea; Taeniidae. Bases 1 to 2106 code for a protein of 701 amino acids.
AUGGUUCUCGUAAAUUCAAUGAAAACUGUUUUCAUGAUGCACAAAACAAAGGAUGUCUACAAACCUUUUGGGGACAUUUACCAUUUUGACAGAGGUCCGAACCGACGGUCAGAUGUGGUAAAUACGAAGGUUUCUAUUCAGCGGAAUGUUUGGUCUUUCGUCGUGGAGGCCGUCUUGGAGUAUUGUCGAAUAACCUUUGAUCUCUUUUCCGAUUCCAGGCCGAUUUCUGUCAUAUCUGUGGAUUCAGAGGAAAAAAUCCUUUCAUUGUGGUACGAAGAAGAUCAGUCCUUAGAAGCCGUCUGGAAGGCCUUCUCCACAGAAGGCGAUUCCGUGGCUUCGGUAGAUCUAGACUAUCCAGGCAUGCCUGGUCUAUAUUCAUGUAAAAAUGUCCUGCACAUGCCUACUCCAUAUCAGACACAAUGGCCGGAUACGGGCAACGUUGGAUGUGUGCUCAUCAUUGGCUCUGAUAUGCGCGCAAAGCUCUCCAAUUGGCUACCCAUUCUCACAGAACAACUGCAAAAUCCACCUCAAGAAACAGGCUAUCUCCCGAUUGACAGCACUGAGUGGAUUUUCAUUGAUCUGGAUUUAUCUUCUUCCACUGACGAAAAUGUUGCGGAAAAUGAACUGUUUUCAACGGAGAAGCACACGAUGUUGUAUCAGCGGGUGCCUGUGAAGAACAACCGUUCUGUGUUGCGAGCUCUCAUGCGUUUGGCGGAGCGCAACCUCGGUAUGGCGAGCACUCUGGUGCAGGAGAUUCCUAUGAAGGAGGAGACCAACGCGGACGCCGUCUCGACUAUGUACGGCGUUGAGCUUUUGCAUGAAUCAAAGGCACAUGACUUCCUGCAGCAUUUAGGUCUCGCCGAACGCCUCUACCUACGCCAGGAGGCUGACAAGACAAUGUUUCAAGAACCCUCCUCAGGAUUUUCCAAAACCCUGGGGAUCAAAUGGAUCAGCCCCAGACCAGUUGAUAACUCCUACGCUUUUUGCCCUCAAUAUUGGUUUUCAGUACUCAUUCGCUAUAGCGUUGGAGCCUUCAGGGUGACAAUGGCGGCCGUGAAUACCCGAUCGUCUGUCUGCUUAUCGCAAUUCGUUUUGGGAGGUAGGUGUGUGGUACUAGCGCACAACCUUUACCGCGGUUCCACAUCGCCGGAGGGCCCGCAGACCUCGGCGGACGUCUUCCUCCUCCUCUGCCACGGUUCGGUGAUGUAUCUACACGUGCUGGCGAGCCCCGCACCCCUCUCCCAUCCACCAAUUCUGCCCGCUCUCCCCGUUCGCCAGUUAGAGAUUCCAGAAACCGACUUUCGGGUUAUCGACUUUGUUAAGAACUUCCUUCUUCCGGCCAGGCUUGCGCCCGCUUCUGCCAACUCUGCCUAUUCUAUCACUCCCAAGAUCAGAGCGCUACAACUUGUUGAAAGGGGCACACGCUAUUGGCCUUUGCGAAAUGAUGCUACGUUAAUCGGUGGCAACGAACUUGCGACUCCGCUUUUCGAGCAUAUGACGAAGGACUUCUUCGAAGUCGCGGAAUCCGCCGCCUGUGAGAAAGCCGUUGAUUCCAUCCUCGCGACAAUCAAAUCCCAUCCGGUUCCCAAAGAGACUGGUUCCAGCCACCUUCUUUGUAGCCAGCCUGUGGCGAUGGCUGUUGAGCUAGAAUUCCUGCUAUCGCAAUACGCUGACAUCUCGGAAGACCACAGCCAGCUGAUGGCCACUUUCAAGAAGAAGGCAGAAGUAGUUGUUUUUGCCAACAAACGUCUCUCGAAACUAAUUCCAAAGGCAAAAAAUCUUCUCAUCAACGGCCACCCCAUAGCCGGCAGUCCUCUCUCUCGCCUCUCUGAAGUCAAGCACCAACUCAGAGACAAAAGUGGCGGAAUGUCUAAGCCAGGCGCAGCCACGUCACUACCUGAUAACGAAACUGUGUUUGGGAACGGCACUGCAUUGAAUAUCGUAUUCGCCCCUUGCCCAAUGGAAAUUUUUAUGCAACAACUGACAGGAGCGUCCAAACGAUCCAUCCCCAGCCGAGCCGAAUUUGAGGGUGUCCUGGCUGGUGGCAACUUGAAGGGUCCGCUGCGUCUCUACGCCGGACUGACCGGCGGUGAAGAUGAAAACUAG